Molecule: messenger RNA, 1200 nt
Organism: Aspergillus uvarum CBS 121591
Lineage: Eukaryota; Fungi; Ascomycota; Eurotiomycetes; Eurotiales; Aspergillaceae
Exons: 1
Coding region: 444-911 (155 amino acids)
Source: RefSeq, a predicted model, not a curated record
CGACUUUCAGCCCCCAGUGCCAGCAACUUACAUCUCACACUGUUUGUGUUGAUCGCGCUUUACCAGUCACAUUGAUGCUCACUGACAGCACCCCCUCGAGAAGAUUGCAUCGCACAGUAUACAGAGAUGCACUGGCCGACGUCGAUUUCAAGUAGUUGCUUUACCAUCGUGACACCUACCAACCACCGUUGACUCAUUUGGGCAACCUAAACCUCAUAAUCUUGACAAUAUUUCGCACUUGGAACCAGACAGAACUUCUACUCAAGCGGUCAGAUCCAGCUGCAAUAUAAGGCCUCAUUACGGUCGGAAGAUGUUUUUGCAACAACAGCCGUCUUGCUGCCGGUGUUACUGAGCAUUGACUGAAACUCGAGGCCUCAAUGAAGGCUUGGUUGAACUCCACAGUCUGAGUCUACUAAUUCUCCUUCUCCUUUCAGACCAUCGAAAUGCUCAAUCCCAAUCGGCCGCGGGUCUCAUUGCGUCGAAUAUGUUUAGCGGGUCGACAGCAGAUCGAAUGGUGGCCCCUCAUAACUCAUUGGCAUCGUACGCUAUCAAAACAUCAAAUCUGUAUAAUCACCGCAGAUCACCAGCGCUUUGCUACUCUUGAAAGUAGAAACCAAAGAGUCGACCUGCGAUCACAAGAAGUUCAUCCACAAGGAGUUCGUCCACCUGGGAAAUAUAAUGGAGUCUUUCGUCCAAUGCAUGCGAACCAAGCCCAUUUGAGAAGAUGUUCAAAAAUUGCAUUCACCGCAGUAUUCAUAUGGCUUCGAAUCAUAUCAGGAUGGACAGUACUCAGUACAAGGCAUACGAGGGACAAUGAGGUGCCCAUAGAAUGCUUUGCAAAAGUGGGAUGUCAAAUUCGUCGUCGGAUCAAAUCCGAUUCGAUCGGCGAUCCCAAGAGUCACACCUCAUGAUGUAGCCAUGGCAUAUAACAUACUAGAGGUUAACAGCGUUAGGGUUUGGGAUGAUUAGAGCUCCACUAAUCUAGCCUACAUAAGGGCGAUGGUGCGGCGAGAUGCGGCGCCGAUAAGAGACCCGGGGUGACAUCACUGGUGCGAGGGUCAUUGCCCUAUGAACGGUGGGUGCGACAGGGCUAUAAUGUAACUACAUGGACCGAGAUUGCCAGAUUCUAGAACUACAAGAAUAUGGAGAGCGCAGACGAUUGGAAAAGCUUUGCAUGAGGCGCUGGCCUUACAGGGCGUA